GAAGCUCUUUUAGGAUCAGUCCGUAAAAUGGGUGACGAGGAUGUUGCAGCGUUAGUUAUUGACAAUGGAUCUGGAAUGUGUAAAGCUGGAUUUGCCGGAGACGAUGCCCCCAGAGCAGUGUUUCCCUCCAUCGUGGGGCGCCCCAGACAUCAGGGUGUUAUGGUCGGCAUGGGACAGAAGGACAGCUAUGUAGGAGACGAGGCCCAGAGUAAGAGAGGUAUCCUCACCCUCAAAUACCCCAUUGAACACGGCAUCGUCACAAACUGGGACGACAUGGAGAAGAUCUGGCAUCAUACCUUCUACAAUGAACUUCGUGUGGCCCCCGAGGAACACCCUGUCCUUUUAACUGAAGCCCCACUCAACCCAAAGGCCAACAGAGAAAAGAUGACACAGAUUAUGUUCGAAACCUUUAACUCUCCUGCCAUGUACGUUGCUAUCCAGGCCGUUCUCUCUUUGUAUGCUUCCGGUCGUACAACUGGAAUUGUACUCGACUCUGGAGACGGUGUUACCCACACAGUACCCAUUUAUGAAGGUUACGCCCUUCCCCACGCUAUUUUGAGAUUGGAUCUUGCUGGACGUGAUCUGACUGAUUAUCUCAUGAAAAUCCUCACAGAACGUGGUUACUCUUUCACGACCACAGCCGAAAGAGAAAUCGUUAGAGACAUUAAAGAGAAAUUGUGCUAUGUUGCUCUGGACUUUGAGCAGGAAAUGGCAACAUCUAUUUCAUCAUCAUCUUUGGAAAAGAGUUACGAACUUCCUGAUGGCCAGGUCAUCACGAUUGGAAAUGAGCGAUUCAGGUGUCCUGAAGCCAUGUUCCAACCUUCUUUCCUUGGAAUGGAAUCUGCUGGUAUUCAUGAAACAACAUUCCACGGCAUUAUGAAAUGCGACGUUGAUAUCCCCAUGUACGUUGCUAUCCAGGCUGUACUAUCUUUAUAUGCUUCCGGUCGUACAACUGGAAUUGUACUCGACUCUGGAGACGGUGUCUCGCAUACAGUACCCAUUUAUGAAGGUUACGCCCUUCCCCACGCUAUUCUAAGAUUGGAUCUUGCUGGACGUGAUCUGACUGAUUAUCUUAUGAAAAUCCUCACAGAACGCGGUUACUCUUUCACAACCACAGCUGAAAGAGAAAUCGUUAGGGAUGUUAAAGAGAAACUGUGCUAUGUUGCUUUGGACUUUGAACAGGAAAUGGCAACAGCUGCGUCAUCAUCAUCUUUGGAAAAGAGUUACGAACUUCCUGAUGGCCAGGUCAUCACGAUUGGAAAUGAACGAUUCAGGUGUCCUGAAGCCAUGUUCCAACCUUCUUUCCUUGGAAUGGAAGCUUCUGGUAUGCAUGAAACAACAUUCAACAGCAUUAUGAAAUGCGACGUUGAUAUCCGCAAGGACUUGUACGCUAAUACAGUUUUGUCUGGUGGUUCAACCAUGUUCCCAGGUAUUGCUGACCGUAUGCAGAAAGAAAUCGUUGCUUUGGCUCCGAGCACAAUGAAGAUCAAGAUAAUCGCUCCACCAGAGAGGAAAUAUUCCGUCUGGAUCGGAGGUUCUAUUCUAGCUUCACUUUCCACCUUCCAACAAAUGUGGAUCAGCAAGCAAGAAUAUGACGAAUCUGGCCCCUCCAUUGUGCAUAGAAAGUGCUUCUAGGGACUACUGAACUUCAGUUUAAAAUCAUUACAUGUAUCAUAUGCUUCCUUUACUAGUUUUUUAUGACUGAAACAUAAAUAAGCUUUAAUU
This is a messenger RNA of Saccostrea cuccullata (small rock oyster), 1725 nucleotides long. Its product is annotated as actin, cytoplasmic type 5-like. Bases 28 to 1635 code for a protein of 535 amino acids. The record is from RefSeq and is a predicted model, not a curated record. Lineage: Eukaryota; Metazoa; Mollusca; Bivalvia; Ostreida; Ostreidae. The transcript has 3 exons.